AUGCCUGUGCCGUACGAUCGAAAAACGCUGGAGAAUAUGAAGCGCAGUGACCUCCAGAAGAUCUGCAAGGAUCACGGCAUUAAGGCAAAUCUUAAAUCGGAAGCACUCGUGGAUCUACUGCUGGACACCCAGCAGCCUCCGAAGCCCGUUAACCGUGCACCGGAACCUAAACGGGCCUCUUCGCUAAGGGUGGUCAGUCGGUCUACCACAGGAUCUCGUAUGCGCUCUGGUGGCACCGUUAUUGUCCACGACACCGACGAGGAAGAGGACCAAUUGGCAGGUUCUAACGAGGAGCAGGAACCUGCACCUCUGGAAGCAUCUGCCGUGCCUACGUCCCGAACCCGAAAGGCAAAGGAGACGCAGUACAGAUUAGGCGUUGGGCGCCCAGUUACUGCCGGAGGUACAGGUCCUCGUGCAAUCACGAAAUCUGUGAGCGUGUCGAGAGAGAAGCGAAUAAAAGGCAGCAGAAGUGUGAAGCCCUCGGAAGAGGCGAUUCGGGAGGAAGAUGAAGAAUUAGACGAUGCUGCAGAAGCCGGUCCUUCGAAUUCAACUAUUACUGGUUCCUCAAUGCAGACCGCCACAGUGGAUGUGCCACCAGUCUCUGAAGGAGUCUCUGAGCAAGUGAAGUCUCAUGUCUCUCAAGUAAUUCAUCCGUUGCAGGAUCACAUCCGGACACUCCAGGCAGAUCUGCAACAAGCGACUAUCCAGUCGGCUGAAGUACCAGCCAUGAAAGCAAAAGUUGACGCCCUCAUUGCGGAAGUUGAAUCACUGCGCGCGCAAGUUACUCUCACAAACGAACUCAGGGCAGAAGUUGCGAUGUUGCGAGGAACUAUGUCGGCAAUGAACAUAUCGCGCGAGAACGAUGCUUAUUCGAGGACGCAGUCGGAGAAAAGCGCGGGUAAGGCUCGAGCAACGGACGGUGGCUCUGGCCUAUCUCCAGAUUCGAAGACUAUACAGCCAUCUUCAUCCACGUUGGGCAAGCGACAAAGAGAUUCCCCAGAUAGCAAUAUCGUUGAUGCUGAGCAGCCGCACGCGUAUAGCGAAAAGGAGCUAGGGAAGAAAGGCCUUCGGCCGACGAAGAAACGUGUUAAAUUAUCUCGAGACGAUCAAGCGACGUCCUCAUUGCAGCAUCACACCCCUGAAAGAGAAGACAUAGGUGAUAUUGAUGAGGACGGUGUGAUAAUCACCCCAGCCCCCCCUGCACCCCCAUUCACCGUCUUCAGCGGACCCGAAGAGCCUCCAGAGAUGUACAUCGACCCGCCUCUGCCUGAUACCCGACUGUCCGAUCUCUUCGUUAUUCCCUCGUCGGGAAGCACGCCCCCAUCGGGGAACGGCACAGGACCCGUGACGAGCACAGCUAAUGGUACAGAAAACACCCAACAGAGCUCCACCUUCAGCUUCAGCUUCACGAACCCUGCGUUCCAUCCUGUAACUUCAACCCCCGCCGCGCCGUACGGAAUGACCAGCCCCUCUUUCUAUGCAGAACCUCCGAUAUCGCCAACGCCAGGAGCGGCGGACCCGUCUGGUGGCUACAUCGAGCGUGCAGGAGGGCGUCGGGAACGAAACGACUUGUUCAACCCACACGGUGGUCCUCGCCGACCACGGUCAGCGGCGGGCCCGAGCCGCCCGCGCUCGCGUCAGUCCAGAACGACCACACCAGCGGUAGAGAAUGGCUGUGUCGAACCUUCUGCUCUGCUACGCACCCCUACCACCUUGUCUACCGUCCCCGAGAUGGACUCAAUGACGACCCCUCCGGCGUCGAGUAACGAGGUGGGGGUUGGACUUGGGAUGUCUGGCAUACCAGAGACACCGGCGCUUCCGAUGAAACGGACGAUGUACGGCACAGAGCUCGAGGGGGACACUCGGUUUGGCGACUUCGGUGUUGAAGGCGUCGCAACGGGGUUUUGGACCGGCACGGCGCCACGUUUUUGA
Molecule: messenger RNA, 1932 nt
Organism: Sparassis crispa
Lineage: Eukaryota; Fungi; Basidiomycota; Agaricomycetes; Polyporales; Sparassidaceae
Exons: 6
Coding region: 1-1932 (643 amino acids)
Source: RefSeq, a predicted model, not a curated record